AUGCAUUCAUGUCAUUCAAGAUAUAUCGAUCGAGUCCGAUCUUUUACGAGGGUUAAGUCUGAAGAAAAAAUGUUCCUCUUUACGAAGCUAGGCUUCAUUAUCAAUUCUCUUUGAAGUUUCUGAUUUUUAGUUCCUCCCAGAAUUCCUAUAAAAUUUUGAGAAAGCGCUAGGCAUUUAUCAAGUCGAUGAGCUGAAGAAAGAAAAUUUUUUUUUGAAAGUAAAAUUGAGUGAAAUAUAAAGGUAAGUAAAUUAUUUUUAACUUUUCCACUUUAAUUCUUUUGUCUUUAUCUACUUAUUUCUGUCACAAAAUCCCUUCAUUUAAAAAUAUUAUUUCACAUAACAACACACUAAAAACUUUAUCUGGUUCAUAGAUGGCGGCGGGAAAAACCGUUGAAAUUGAGAAGAAGUUCCAAAUUUUUUCAUGAUUGAUUGAUUCAAAGAUGGCACUAUCAAGCUUAAUCCAUCUCAACUUUUUACAAACAAUAUAAUCUCUCCAUUCCAUAGUUUCUUUGAGAUAAUAGGACGAGAAUUAUUCAAAAAGACGACGUUGUAAACAAAUUCAUCUCGUUUUGAAAACGUGAAGAAAUCGAUGCAAAAGACCAACAAACAAGUCCGCGUGACAUGUCGUUUGUUUGUUGUUUUCGUCCGUUUUUCUCUCCGCGUCCUCUAUUUUCUUCUUUUUCUACGGUUCAUGAUGUUUCAGUGGCGCCCUUUUCGAGACUUCCUUGGCGUUUUUGGCUCAUAUUCACGUGAAAAUGGAUGAGGUUCUCGUUUAUUUUCCAUCCUGCAAAUUGAUUUCCUUUUAGGUUCGCCGCCGUAAAGCGUCUGUGGAGUCGAAAGAAAGCCAAGUUAGUGGAAAACUUCGAUCUUCAAAUUGAAAUAAUUUUUUUCGAAGCGCUUGCAUUAAAUGCCAUUUUUUGUUCACAUAAAAUUCGAAAUAUUCACAAUUUUUUUUUGUGUUUUCACAUUUUGCUCCUAAAAAGAUCGUUUUUUUUAAUGCGAAAGGCUUCCCAGAAAUGCUUCAAUAUUGUUAAAUGACUCGGUCACGGCAUUCCUAAUAGGGUGAGGGAAGGUGAGCGAGGCGUUAAAGUUUUUGAAUUUACAAAAAAGGUAAGUGCGGACUCCGAAUAAAAUUACGUCACAAGUUACACUUUCAACGUUAAUAACGUGAAAAUGAAGAAUACCGUACUCCCCAUUUGGCUGCGUACUCGAGAUUUGAAUUUUCGCGCCAAAAUUUACUCCCCACCCUGUUUGGGAAUGCCGUGUUGGUGCAACAGAAAUAAUAUCCCGGUGGUCUGUGAAUACGAUAUCCUGCUAUUUUGGAAAUAUCUCAUAAUCAUUAUGCGGAAUAGAACUGCCCCAAAAAUUCAAGUUAUCCUUAUUUGGACUCAUGAAACAAGGGGUUGCAGGAGAGCAGCUGGUCGUCAGUGGGCACGAAUGCACAGACGAACCAGACGAAAAGGAAGUUCUCAUUUGCCCAGCAGCGACAGCUCGAAGACAAAAAGGGGUGAGAGACUUCUGGAAAAGUCGGGUAUCGCUUACUUCAGUAGUGGUUCAGUCCCUGCGAGAGGCAAGUGCACAGAGCCCAGGACUCGCUCUUUUCGCAGAGUUCCGGCUGGACCAACUUCCGUGGAUUCUUCAACCUCUCCAUUCUUCUUCUGGUGAGAAUCGGUGCCUUCUUGUUGUUUUUGGUUAGAAAAAUACCUCAAAUUCUAUUCAAAACAACGGGUAUCAAGAAACUGAACGAAAGAAUGAAAAGAAGGCAUUUGAGCUUCGUAAUUGGAGAAGAUAUGAAGUUUAUGUUAGUUAUUUCAGUUAGUAAGUUUUGAAAUCUUGAGCGAUAAGCUGCAUUCGAAUCCGAAUGAAGUGUUUUUUUCUUUCAAGUACGUUUAGAGAAUUGAUACCAAUUUUUGCUUCAUUUAUUUUCCAAGUUCAAUGAUUUCAGGUGAUAUCAAAUGGCAGAGUUGCGCUGGAGAACGUCAUCAAGUACGGGAUCCUGAUCAGUCCUCUGCAGUGGAUCUCUCUCCUUUUCAAGGACAUUUCGUUCUGGAACUGGCCCAAUUUGGCUCUUCUCAUUGCUUCCAACGUCACUAUCAUCACAAUAUUUUUUUCUGAGCUCAUCAUUUGUAAUAUCCAUCUUUUUCCUUUGAGAAUAACUUUUAUUUCAGCCUAUGGCUGGUUAGGCAAUCGAUUCGCAGGAGUGUUCUACACCUUUUUGAUAGCGACUCAUCUUUCGGUGCCAGCCAUUUUCACGCUGUUAGCUCCCGUAAGUGACUGAUUGAACCUGAAGAAUCUCCAACCAGACAUCAGGCGCAAAAUCCGAUAUUCGCAGUGGCCGCCAUGAGCAUUUUCGUGAUAGAAGCCCUCAAGAUGGUCUCAUAUGUGCAUGUCAACUACUGGGCGAGGUGUGCCCACGAAGAAAUGGCCCAGGCGAAACAAAAGCACAAACAUUUGCCUGGCGGAGAAGACGGCAAAUGCACUGCCCUUCAUCCGGAUCUUAAAGACGAGGUCAGUCUCUGAAAAUCGAAAAAAAAAUAUUGAAAUACUUUUCGGAUUUUGGGAGUAUGGUCACUCCAGAUUUUAAAGUCAGUUCGAAACUCUCUUCGAAACGGUUUUUCGCUACCCGAUCUUCAUAAAGUUUUCUUAUGACUUUUCAAAAAAACUUUGAAAAUUUUUGAUUUUUUGCAUACGAAAUCCCAUAAAGCCCACGGUUUCUCAUAGAAAUUCGAGGUUAAGCUCUCCCUGUACGAAAUGGCUCGUCUCUACCCCUCGACUUUGACACUCUCCAACUUGUACUACUUCAUGUUGGCGCCAACUCUCUGCUACGAACUCAAGUUCCCGCGAACGCACAGAAUCCGCAAGCAUUUCUUGCUCAAACGCAUCGUAGAGGUUCUCCUCGUCUGUCUUCCGUGUGAAACUCCGUUUUUAGGUCGUGUUCCUCGGUUUUCUCAUCGCCGCUCUCAUACAGCAGUGGAUGGUGCCGACGGUUCACAACAGUAUGGGGCCUCUCAGUGAAAUGGAGUUCACCAGGUGGUUAUCCAGUUUUUCUUUUCGGUCGUUCUCAAAGGCACAAAGCGCAGAUACUAUUUAGCGAGAAUUUGUCGAUCCGAAGUUACGGUAACUCCUGGUUUUUUUUUUCGAUUUUUUUUUUGAGAAGUUUUUUGAGCUAUUCCAACCAUAUUAAUAUCAGAGAAACUCAAAGAAAGGGUACUUAUAAGUGAAAAAAUAGCGUCGAAAUUUCUGUUAUUUUCAUCUAAUCAACACAGAAAAUUAAUAUUAACCCCUUCACCAAGCUGUCUCGAGUUCGUUUGCAAUUUAUCAAAGCAAAAAAGGCGAAUUAUGCAAUCCGUAAUCGAUCUUUAGAAAAAAAAACUGAUUACAGGAAACAUAGAAAUGAAUUCAGUCGAAGAUUUUUAUGAAGCUUUUCGCCUGGACAGGUGCUUGGAACGCUUACUCAAAUUGGCUGUGCCUAACCACGUCAUCUGGCUCAUUUUCUUCUACUCGACCUUCCAUUCUCUCUUAAACUUAAUCGCGGAAGUACUUCGUUUUGCCGAUCGCGAGUUCUACAGGUAAAGCUACUCUUUCUUGGAUUUCUUGAAGUCGAGGGGGCUACUUCAGGGAUUUUUGGAAUGCUGAGACAGUUUCCUACUUUUGGAAAACGUGGAAUAUUCCAGUACAUCGUUGGGCACUGCGUCAUAUUUACAUGCCAAUGACUAGAAAUAACUGGAGGUUUGUUCUUUUUUUGUGAUUCUCUUUUUUAUUAGCCCUCAGUGAUAUAGCAAGUUCGUCAUCUGCUUCAACUUCCUCUAGAUCCCAUGCAUGCCAAUAUUUGGUAUUUAGGACUUGCGUUUCGUCAAAAACGGCCGAACCAAGGCUAUUAGUUUAUUAACUCAUGUUUUUUUAUCUCUUCAUAUAUAUAUAUAUAUAUGUCACCAUAUCGGAAGUUGAACUAACAGCUAAAUUCUGAUCGAAAUUUGGCUCAUCUCGUGGAUUUAACCUUGGAUAAGUUUUCAGUUUUAAGAGACCUUCAAGCCACACUGUUCCACACGAUCAGUAGCGUUAUAGAUUACAGAAGCCCGUAAAGUCAGAAAUUUCCAGCCAAAAAACUUUCUUGUAGGGAAAUUUUGUAUUUUUUUCUCUCUUUUUGAAGGAUGAAAGAAUUACAGCAAGAGCAGCGCAGUCUUUGCGGUUUUCUUCGUUUCGGCCUUCUUCCACGAAUACUUGGUUCGUUCCUGAAUCGCUCCUCAAAACUCUGUUUCCAGGUCUCGGUGCCUCUGCAAAUGUUCCGGAUCUGGGCUUUGAUGGGAAUGCUGGCUCAAGUUCCUCUCUCCUUCGUCACAGACAGAAUUGUGAAAGGCGGCCGAGCAGGUUCAUUUUCCUGGCCUUUCGAAAACUGAGUCUAGAAAAGAACUCAGAAAAAAAAAUGGAUAAAAAGUUAGUCUGAUAUUGUGCGCCUUAGUCGCAAAUAUGUGUUUUAUUAAACUUUUCUGAUUUUCCUGAGCCUCUUUCACCCUUUUUUAUCAAAAAGACUUCUUCCAGAAGAGUCGAGGCUUGUAGCCAUUGGUUUUUAUAAAAUUUUAACAGUUUUCACCUCUAACAGGCAUUCUAGAGACUCGGAAAUAAUGUAAAAAGUUUUUAUAGAGAUCCUCAUUAUUUUAUUUAAUUUUUUUCACUUUCAAGUGAUAACUAAUCUUUCUUCCCGCGCUCUAAAAGAAACCAUGUAUCGCUCUUCUUUGAGGGAACGUCGUCGUUUGGCUUUCGCUGAUUGUUGGCCAGCCGCUGGCGAUUCUGAUGUACGUGCACGAUUGGUACAUCAUCCACCACCCUCAACUCAUUACCGAAAACUCCAUCUACGAGUUCUGA
Caenorhabditis auriculariae is the source of this 4863-nucleotide messenger RNA. The record is from the annotation of a GenBank genome assembly. NCBI's taxonomy places the organism in Eukaryota, Metazoa, Nematoda, Chromadorea, Rhabditida, Rhabditidae.